Molecule: messenger RNA, 2754 nt
Organism: Nakaseomyces glabratus
Lineage: Eukaryota; Fungi; Ascomycota; Saccharomycetes; Saccharomycetales; Saccharomycetaceae
Gene: RGA1
Product: GTPase-activating protein RGA1
Biological process (GO): signal transduction; regulation of GTPase activity
Cellular component (GO): cytoplasm
Source: RefSeq, a predicted model, not a curated record
AUGUCGGUAAGUGUGGACAGUGUGAUCAGCGGGGAUUCUAAGGAACUCCCCGUUUGCGUCAAGUGCAAAGAGCCCAUCACCACUGGGCAUGCCUAUGAGUUGGGUUACGACAGGUGGCAUAUAGAGUGUUUUGCGUGUCAUAAGUGUGAUAGGUUGCUGACGUGCGACAGCGAUUUCUUGGUGCUGGGAACCGGGGCUCUUAUAUGUUUUGAUUGUUCAGACUCUUGUAAAAGUUGUGGCAAAAAGAUUGAUGAUCUGGCUAUUAUACUGUCGUCUUCCAACGAGGCGUACUGUUCUGACUGUUUUAAAUGCUGUAAAUGUCAUGAAAAUAUACAGGACCUUCGAUAUGCCAAGACCAAAAAGGGACUAUUCUGUCUUCAUUGCCAUGAGAAACUGCUUGCGAAAAGGAGGACCUACGAUGAAAAGAAGCGUAAAUUACUAGAGAAGAAGAAUUUGCCAAAGAUACCAAAGAUAACUGACGAUGAUGUAGAGAGUCCAUCUUUAAACCCUAUUAUGAAGUCAAGACAAACAGAUGAUGAUAUGAAAAAAAGCUCUAGCUCAUUAGAAAUUCCAAAAAGAUCAGUCAAUAGGCCCAGAUCAGCAAUUAGAGAUGCUCAGAUAAUGAAGGAAAAUGGGUUAGUUAAAUCUACGUCGGACUCAAUUAUUACUCAUUACUUGGAUGUUGACGAAACAAAGGAGAACGAGAGUAAAGAUGUUAUUGACAAGUCAAGCUCCAGGAAAAACAGUGCUGUAUCAGAGAAGCAAUUAUUAUCUCCUAAUAGACCUGCACAUCUACGUAAAAGCUCGUUAUCUGCUCCAGCAGAAGAAUUUUAUACAGCAACAGAGUUCCAAUCACCUCUUAGAAAUAAUAUUAUCAGAUCACCGCUUCGCGAUCAAUCUCAGAAGUCACCUUUCAGAGGUAGUAAGACAGAUAUAUUACUUAAGUCUCCUAAAUCACAUCGUCGAGGUAUGGUUCUGGAUACCGAUGAUGAAAAUAGCCCUGAAUCUUUCAAUAUAUUAGAUUGUUUCGAUCCUUCGGAUGGAAGCAGUUUAAUGGCACCACCUAUUGUGGGGAGUUCUAAUCAUACAUCUUUAGGUAAUUCAGAAAGUCCCAGAACUUUCCCAACUAGCUUGACCAAAGAACUAAGCAAUGACAAGCUGAGGAACGACAAAUCGGCUGUUAUGGAAGGUAUUGUCAACGGCGAACUGGAUACAUCUUCUAUUCAUUCAUUUGAAGGCGAGCAGGACAAUUUGAAAAAUGAGGACGAUAAGGGUCACUCCCAGGAUAACGUUCUUUCGAAAGGAAGAAUAGGUGAACUGAAUUUGAACUCAUCACGUCUUGGAAAUUCUGAUUCUGAUUCCUUAUAUGAGGGUAGCAAGCAAUAUAACUCAAGCUCUGAAAUUUUAAAACAGAAUGGGAGUCUUUCGAAGCCACCUCUAAAUCACGACCGUGACUAUAAUGAUUCUGACUACUUUUAUGAGAAGGAAAUAAAGAGAGAAAUUAUGCGGUCUGAAAUGCAUCUGAGAAAACUAAGACAUGAAGUUGAUGUAUAUCGGAACAAAAAGAAGAAAUACCAGAAAGAAAUUGAUGAAAUGAAGCUUGCUCGAAAAGAGUUGAAAUUAAGUCUCGAUAAUCUUCAACAGGAAUGGAAUCAGUUAAGAGCUCAAAUAGACGAGAGUAUUAUAGAUCACAAUGAUGAAGAUUUGUCUAUGAUUAGUGAGGCUAGAGGAAAAGGAACUCAACCUGAAUUAGCUGAAGUUGCUAGUGUAGCAAGAACAUCGAAUUCGAAGCCCAGGUUCUGGAAACUGUUUUCUUCUUCCAAAGAAACUGUUAUCCCUCCAUUGAUAUCACAACCUAUGCAAUUUCCGAUGCAAGCUGUUAACUAUGGUAUAAAUUCCACUUCUGCAAUGUUCUCGCUUGGCUCCAACUCGGACGAUAAUCCACUAAAACUGGAUAUUUCACAUCCAGUACUAAAAAAUGUUAAUGAAUUUGAUGAUUUGAAGCUGAUAUCUCUUCAAAACACUAAUGAUCAAUCAAUGGCAAACAGAUCAAGCUCACCAAUCACAUCAGAUGGCUCUAAAUUAUAUGGUUCUUCUUUAGCUGCCAGAGCUCAAUUUGAAGGUAACUCAAUUCCUUUUAUAAUUAGAGCAUGUAUUAGUUUUAUUGAGUCUUCAGAUGAAUUUUUGACUAGCGAAGGAAUAUACAGAAAAUCCGGAUCUCAGUUAAGAAUAGAAGAGCUGGAAAAAAAGUUUGCUGAUUAUCCAGUAAACAAAGAUUCUGUUGAAGCACCUCCGCCACGAUUCUUAGAGGAUCAAGAUAUACACACAGUUACAGGUGUUUUAAAGCGGUAUCUCAGAAAACUUCCUAAUCCCGUGCUUACAUAUCAAGUAUAUGAACCCCUCAUAUCACUUGUUAGGGAUGAAAAUCUGAUUGAAGCACUACCAUUGAUUAACAGCAAAAUGACCACCGAAUCAAAGAGCUCAGAGAGGUACUUUUUUAUGGUUGAGACUAUUAGAAAAAUAUUGCUCAAUAUACCUGAAAGUCAUUUUGAUGUUCUGAGGCUAUUAUCAAAGCAUGUAUGUAAGGUAAGCUCCUACAGCAGCAUUAAUUUGAUGACUAUCAGAAAUUUGGCGUUGAUAUUUGCGCCUAAUUUACUACGUGAUUACACUGGAAUGAAGGAGAUUGAAGACAUGAGAGAAAAGGACUAUUUGAUGACAUUUCUCUUUACAUAUCACGAAGAAAUUUUGCAUUAA